AUGAGUUUUCUGGCUGCAGGGAGACUCGCGGGAAAAGAAGCUGCCUACUUUUUCCAGGAAUCCAAACACGCCGUUAAUCGCAUCGCCGAGAAAUCUCCGCCCACCGGCAAAAAGCUUCCAACUUCUCCGGCGGAUCAACCGGAGAUUCAACCCGAUGUUCUUCCGGAGAUCCUACGCCAUUCUCUUCCGUCUAAAAUCUAUGGUCCUCCUCCUGACCCUUCGUCCCUCUCCCAAUUCUCCAAAUGGUCUCUUCCAUCCGACCCAAACGCAGCCGUUUCUAUCUCCCCUGACGUCUUGAAUCCGCUCAGAGGUUAUGUCUCUCUGCCUCAAGUCACCUUCGGCCGCAGAAGAUGGGACAUACCGGAAUCUGAGAAUUCGAUUUUGGCGUCAACGGCUAAUGAAUUGAGGAGAGACAAAUACGGCACUCCUGUGAAUCCUGAACAACUGAAAGCUGCUGGUGAAGGGCUUCAACACAUUGGAAAAGCAUUUGCAGCCGCUACUGUGAUCAUCUUCGGCUCAGCCACUUUGGUUUUUGGAACGGCAGCUUCGAAACUUGACAUGCAUAAUGCGGAUGAUAUAAGAACGAAAGGCAAAGAUCUAUUCCAGCCGAAACUGGAGUCGAUGAAGGAACAACUAGAGCCACUAAGAACUUGGGCGGAAACAAUGUCAAAGAAGUGGCAUAUUGAGAAUGACGGUGGUAGUAUCAAGGAGAAACCAAUCUUGAAGGAGCUUUCGAAAAUUCUGGGACCCAAAUCCUAA
Microthlaspi erraticum is the source of this 759-nucleotide messenger RNA. The record is from the annotation of a GenBank genome assembly. Lineage: Eukaryota; Viridiplantae; Streptophyta; Magnoliopsida; Brassicales; Brassicaceae.